Molecule: messenger RNA, 1302 nt
Organism: Esox lucius (northern pike)
Lineage: Eukaryota; Metazoa; Chordata; Actinopteri; Esociformes; Esocidae
Product: high affinity immunoglobulin gamma Fc receptor I-like
Exons: 6
Coding region: 1-1302 (433 amino acids)
Biological process (GO): cell surface receptor signaling pathway
Molecular function (GO): transmembrane signaling receptor activity
Source: RefSeq, a predicted model, not a curated record
AUGGUGAGACAGCCAGGCUGCAUCGUCAGAGCACACAGGUCACUGACCCUCUUAUCAGAGGUCAGAGCCAACAACAGUGCCGUCUUCAGAGACUGCAUCCUCAACGAGAGACCAGUAGCUGUUCUGACCAUCCAACCCAACUGGACCCAGAUAUUCAUUGGAGAGACGGUCACUCUCAGAUGUGUCCUACUGGGGGGAGGAGACACUGACUGGCAGUAUGAGUGGUUUCACUAUCAGAACAUUAUUCAGACAGAACCUGAAUUCAGAAUCGGUCCUGUCAAAACAUCCCAUAAUGGGUCAUAUAGAUGUAGGGGUGUAAAGGGAAGAAAGACCUCCAAUCACAGUGAUGUUGUACAACUGACUGUAUCUGUCAAACCCAAGCCUGUCCUGAGUGUCUCUCCUCAGUGGUUGAACCCUGGAGACUCAGUGACUCUUAGAUGUCAAGUUAAAGAGACGUCUACAGACUGGAGGUUCUUCUGGUACAGGAAUGUUCCUUCAGAUCGGUCCUACACUUUAGAGCCCCUAUCUGAUGAUGGGACUACUGAAGUAUAUUACACUCUGAGUCCUGCUGGUCGUAUUCACACAGGAGGAUAUGUGUGUAGAGCUGGAAGAGGAGACCCCUUCUAUUACACAGACUACAGUGAACCUCAGUUUCUCUGGUCAGGAGACCUGCAGUCUACUGUCUCUCUGACAGUAAAUCCUAACAGAACUCAGCAUUUUACAAGGACAUCUGUCUCACUAAGCUGUGAGGAGAAAGGAAACUCUACUGGAUGGAGACUGAUGAGAUACACAGACAGAGGAACAGAGUCAGGGUGUGUUUCAUACAUGGGAACAAUACAAGGGUCCACAUGUAACAUCAGAAACACUCUGAUUCAGGACAGUGGAGUGUACUGGUGUGAGUCUGGAUCAGGAGAGAACAGUAAUGCUGUCAACAUCACAGUGAAUGGUGGCAAUGUGAUCCUGGAGAGUCCUGUCCAUCCAGUGACUGAAGGAGACACAGUGACUCUAGUCUGUAAACACAGAACAACCAUAUCAAACAUUAUUAAAGCUGAUUUCUACAAAGAUGGAGUUCUGAUCAGGAAUGAGACCACAGGAGAGAUGACCAUCCCUGUAGUAUCAAAGUCAGAUGAAAGCUUUUAUAAAUGUAAAUCUAAUGAAGGAGAAUCACCUGGAAGCUGGGUGACAGUGAGAGAUCUCCCCAGAUCACCAACCAGGAUCCUUACCAGGAUCUACUGCAGCAUGGCCAGUCCCUCAGACCAGAUCUCUGUCAUUCUCUAUCUGAAACCUCAUACACUGAUUUAA